GCAACUUUCACCGCCUACUCUAGCCAAGGAGGGGCACCUCCCCAUUCCGAGGAAAGACGGAACAAGAUGGCGGCGCAACACGUGACAACGUGGUGACGCAGACGUAUGACGGCGGCCUUUACGGGGGCACCGCCUUAACCUCACCCCCUACGCUCACUCAGUUUUGACCCCCUCCCUUCCCCGCCCCCGGCCUGGUGUAGAUCAUGCCGCCAGCGGCGGCCCUAACUGCCGAGGAAACGGUAGCCUAGGACAGUUGACUGUUAAGUGACACUGAUUGUCCCCGCCCCGCCAGACGCUAGAAAAAAAGGCACGUCCCCUACCGCGUGACGGGGUGGGGAAAUAGGUAGUAAAUUCGGAUCCACCUGGGAGGGGGGAGUGGAAGUUCCCGCCCCGGAGAACGGCAAGGCGACAGCCACAGUUGAUUAUGGAAGAUUCCCAUAAGAGUAACACUUCAGACACAGCACCGCAGCCUGCUUCAACAGUUCAGGGAGCCCAUAUUUCUCACAUUGCUCAACAGAUGUCAUUAAGAGGAUCUGCGCCAGUGACAAUUGUACCUCUUCCUGGAGAGCAAGUACAGGUUCAGGGGGUCAUCCAGACAGCUCAGUCUUCUGUAAUUCACCCACCACACGUGCAAACGGUAUCAUCUUUAUCAGAAAGUGAAGAAUCUCAGGACUCAUCUGACAGUAUAGGCUCCUCACAGAAAACGCACGGGAUCCUAGCACGGCGCCCGUCUUACCGAAAAAUUUUGAAAGAUCUAUCUUCUGAAGACACGCGGGGCAGAAAAGGAGACGGAGAAAACCCUGGAGUCUCUGCCGUCACGUCUAUGUCUGUCCCGACCUCCAUCUAUCAGACUAGCACCGGACAGUACAAAGGCUGUUCAAGAAGAAAUUUGUUCGAAAACCGAAUCACGCCUGAGAGACGCGUGACUAAUCAUACAGUUGCCAUUGCCCCAAAUGGAGCCUUACAGCUGGCCAGUCCAGGCACAGAUGGAGUACAGGGACUUCAGACACUAACCAUGACAAAUUCAGGCAGCACUCAGCAAGGUACAACAAUCCUGCAGUAUGCGCAGACCUCUGAUGGACAGCAAAUACUUGUGCCCAGCAACCAGGUGGUUGUGCAAACUGCAUCAGGAGACAUGCAGACAUAUCAGAUCCGUACCACACCUUCAGCUACUUCACUGCCACAAACUGUGGUGAUGACAUCUCCUGUGACUCUUACAUCUCAGACAACUAAGACAGAUGACCCCCAGUUGAAAAGAGAAAUAAGGUUGAUGAAAAACAGAGAAGCUGCUCGAGAAUGUCGCAGAAAGAAGAAAGAAUAUGUGAAAUGCCUGGAGAAUCGAGUUGCAGUCCUGGAAAAUCAAAAUAAAACUCUAAUAGAAGAGUUAAAAACUUUGAAGGAUCUUUAUUCCCAUAAAAGUGUUUGAUUCUUAAGAAAGUACUUUGUGGACUUGCCUAAAAAUUAGAUGGAUUUUUCUUUUUAGUAGUCUUAUAAAUUAAAAGGUCAAAAAUGAAGCUUUUACUUAGGCUUUUGCAACUCAAAGAUAAAUGUCUUUUGCAAGAGAUCUGGUAGCAGGAUAAAGAGGAAGGGCUCUGAGGAAGACACUGGCUCAACUGGAAGCUCUGUAAAAACCGCGCAUACUCACGAAGCAGGAAAUGAACUUGCACCAAUUUGAAUUUUCUAAAUAACAGUAGUUGUCAAUAAUCCAGAAAUGGCAGGUAAGAUGAAAUUCAGUAAAUUUUACAAAAUAAAUCAAUUUAUCCUAUAGGUUUGCAUUUCUUACUGUUUCCUAAAAUUUAUUUUUUCAAUUGUGUGCACGUGUGUAUUUUAUUUCUGCCAAUAAAAUCUAAAUUACAAAUAGAAAAGCUAAUACAUAACUAAAUAUGAAUAAUUAUGUGUUUGAUUAUGUAUACUUGUUCUACUGUCAGAUCUUUUAAAGGGGUGUUUAAGUUUAUUGGACUUGAGUGUUUUCAAGGCUGGGUUAAACAAUUUUUGAGUUCUUGUCAUAACACAAGUAUCAAAGGUACAGGAAUGGGGUUGUGGUGUUUUUGUAACAUUUUUUAUCAGAAUGGAAAAGAGAGCUGUUUAAAAGUUUAAUACUUUUAAAUAGUUCGGUUUUGGGUUAUUCUGGGAAUGCUGAUUUUACAAAUUGUUUUUUGAAUCUAUUAUGCAGUUGAAUAUACAUUACUUAUUCUGUUGUGCUUUAAUAGAAUGGAAUGUUUACAGGCCCUUGAGGUGAUAUGAGAGUAUUUUUUUAAAAGCCUUCUGAAGAUACAUACCAAAGUUUUCCCAGAGGAUUUUAUAAUCAAUUUAAUGCAAGGUUUAUCAGAUUCUAAAAUAGUAGUUAUUAAAGCAAUUUUAUGUUAGAGACUAUUUUGUAAUGUUGUGAAUGGUACAUUUAUAAAAGUGACUGCCAAUAUAUUUUUAUAGCUAAUCUUUAUAAAUUCUAAAGUUGAGUUUUUAAUGAUAAUUUUAAAUGUUUAUAUAGUUUGUUUAGUAAAAAAGAUAUUUUGCAUCUCAAAGUAUCAUUUUUGUAUUAUGGGAAGUAAAGUUUAAGUUGGCUAAUACCUGGAAUCUAAGUUUUGUAUGCAGUUUUUCCAAAGUUCACAAAUGCUGUUAGUACACCAGUGCUUAACAUAUGUAUUCCAGUUUCUGUACACUUUGAAAUUGUACUGCAAAACAACCGUGUGCUUCUUAUACAAUAUGUAUCAUAUUGUUGUCUAUGAAAUUAAAGAACAUUUGGUAAAAUUAAA
Messenger RNA from Phyllostomus discolor (pale spear-nosed bat), 2753 nucleotides. It is a transcript of the gene ATF1, whose product is annotated as activating transcription factor 1. The record is from RefSeq and is a predicted model, not a curated record. Gene Ontology annotation, molecular function: DNA-binding transcription factor activity, RNA polymerase II-specific; RNA polymerase II cis-regulatory region sequence-specific DNA binding; protein binding. NCBI's taxonomy places the organism in Eukaryota, Metazoa, Chordata, Mammalia, Chiroptera, Phyllostomidae. Gene Ontology annotation, biological process: regulation of transcription by RNA polymerase II. Gene Ontology annotation, cellular component: ATF4-CREB1 transcription factor complex; nucleus. The transcript is spliced from 9 exons. Bases 425 to 1426 code for a protein of 333 amino acids.